UCGGUCCGGGUUAAACUUCGUUACUCAUCCUAGUAUUGCCGGUAUUUUGCGACGUGAUUCUUGUAGAACGACGUCGUUUUGUUUUCUCGAUAACAGUACGUUGCAAGCAUUUAGAAAAUGGCAAACAUCCUGAAGUUUUCAAAACUCUCCGAUAAAGCUUUCUCGCCUAUGAAAGGAUCCGUCGCUUCCGCGGGCUUUGAUUUGAGAAGUGCCUAUGAUUAUACCAUACCGGCACGUGGCAAGGAGCUCAUCAAGACGGACCUGCAGAUUGAGGUUCCCCAAGGUACGUAUGGCCGAGUCGCCCCACGAUCUGGACUGGCUUUGAAAUAUUUUAUCGACGUUGGUGCUGGUGUUAUCGAUGCUGACUAUCGCGAGGAAAACGUGUGGAAACUCUGCCAGGAUAUAGCGACGAGGCAUGGGGCGGAAUUGCAACAUUGUCAUGUCGCUUUUAUAAGCAAUUCCGGGCGCAGCGUUCCUCUGUGGCGCCAGCGAGCGGGUAAAGGGGAGGAUAAACUGGUCGUUUGGGACUAUCACGUGAUCCUGAUAUAUGCACCGGACGAGAGGGCUGUGGUUUAUGACUUGGACAGCGCAUUGCCGUUCCCGACGCACUUUUGGAAAUAUGCCACCGAGACUUUCCGAUCGGAUGACGCACUUCGUCCCGAGUAUCACAGGAGGUUUCGAUUGGUCCCAGCCAGUGCGUAUUUGCAGCAAUUUGCUUCCAACAGGAAACACAUGAAACGCGAGGACGGCACGUGGAUCAAAACGCCGCCAGACUAUCCACCAAUUUCGACACCAACGUGCAAAGACAAUCUGGACACGUUUAUCAAUAUGGACUCUGGGACCGGAUUGGGAAUUGUGAUGAGCUUGAAGCAACUAGUCAACAGAUUUUACAGACCAAACACGAAUCCUACAGCUCCUGCGCCACCUCAGCCGCAAGCCACGCCGACAUAAACGGAAUUUUCAAUUGGUUCUCGCCGAGUAUUCUUGCCUCAACCCCAUUUUCGAAGUCCACUUUACACGGCCUAAAGAAGAUGCAUGCUCUUGGGAUAAUCGGAUAGCUGCUUCGAAGGGGACAAAAAAGGGAUAGGGAAAUUACCGGGACAAAAUUCCGAAGUGCAAGAUGCAUUCCCUGGCGAAGAGACCCUAAUUGCGGAGCCUUAUGGUUGCGGUCUUUUCCCGAAUUCCAGCGAAUACCGCUAAAAGCUGUAUCCUUAGCAUAAGGCGACCGGAUUUCGCCCUCUGUUUUGUAUGUCUCUUUUACUAUCUUUCUGUCCGCUUUUUGUGGAACACGCUGCACGAGCGUGCCGACUUUUAUAUGUAUACCGUCGCAUCUGUAUGCACUGGCACAUGGUACAGAGUGACAGCGAGAGUAUGCAGGGCAUGUAAGAGUAUUCGAUAUUUCCUUUUUUCUUUUUUUUUUUUUGUCAACGAUAACCCUUUCAACGCUGUGGACCCAUACGUGCGUCCGACGUUUGGUCCAAUAUUGCUUGCACGCUCUGAUGAAAUUCGCCCAUACGUCAAAAGCGCUCAAACGGUUCCAUUAUUUAUAUUAUAUUACAUUUCAUUGCAACCUGUCAAAAAAUGUAGUGGCAAGGACUCAGUGCAUAACUCAUUCAAGACCAAGGCACGCAACUGGAAAUUUAGAUGUUGCGAACCUUUAUAAGAGUCUUAAAAUUAUUUCUUCAUGAUAUGACAUAUUUAUUUCAACUUGGUUUUUUCUUUGUAAAUAAACAAACCGUACAUGCCCUGAAUGCGCACGCUCAUCUUGAACUGCCUCUCUUUCUUCCUUUCUAUCUCACUCUUUGUGCGCGUUGUUUCGUCAAUGGCAUUUACACUUGUUAUGUCGAAGACUGAUGUAUUUAUUGAGAGUUAUUCCAGGAUAUCUUUGAGAAGAGGGGCUACGUGAUUUCCGCAAUUUAGAGAUUUCGGGGUAAUGAUGUGGUUAAAAGUCAUUUCUCGCGGUUAAGGUGAUAUAAAGAGAGCCUAUAUACAGGCGUUAAAUUGACGUAAAGUGGACUGAGUUAUUCCAGGAUAUCUUUGAGAAGAGGGGCUACGUGAUUUCCGCAAUUUAGAGAUUUCGGGGUAAUGAUGUGGUUAAAAGUCAUUUCUCGCGGUUAAGGUGAUAUAAAGAGAGCCUAUAUACAGGCGUUAAAUUGACGUAAAGUGGACGUUCGAAUGUCCGCGGGGUGAACAUCGAAGAAACGUUGAAUAAACGUCAACCUUGACAGCCAAUAGACGUCAAAUUUACGUAAACUUUGUAAUAACGACGGUCCAUUGGCGAAAUUGCCACGGACAUCAACCUUAUGUCAAGUUGACGUAAACUUUAAGAUCUAGAAAACGUCACAGAAACGUUAAAUAUUACGAAGGGAAUGAAAACCUGACGUCGAAAUCGCGCGGAUUUCGAUACAUCCAGUGUUUCAUCCUUGACGUUCGGUUGACGUUCAUUUGACGUCAAUUAAACGUAAUAUCAGACCUUGUCGACGUUAAAUUGACGUAAAGUAGACGUUCGAAGGUCCGCGGGGUGAACAUCGAAGAAACGUCGAAUAGACGUCAACCUU
Molecule: messenger RNA, 2558 nt
Organism: Orussus abietinus
Lineage: Eukaryota; Metazoa; Arthropoda; Insecta; Hymenoptera; Orussidae
Product: protein N-terminal glutamine amidohydrolase
Exons: 6
Coding region: 118-951 (277 amino acids)
Cellular component (GO): nucleus; cytosol
Molecular function (GO): protein-N-terminal asparagine amidohydrolase activity; protein-N-terminal glutamine amidohydrolase activity
Source: RefSeq, a predicted model, not a curated record